Molecule: messenger RNA, 378 nt
Organism: Kogia breviceps (pygmy sperm whale)
Lineage: Eukaryota; Metazoa; Chordata; Mammalia; Artiodactyla; Physeteridae
Source: RefSeq, a predicted model, not a curated record
GAGAGAAGUGGUAAGUUGAGUUCAGUUUUUGACUGAACUCUGGAGCCAGCACUCCAGCCAUGAAGGUAGCCAGCAUCUUUCUUCUCACUGCCUUGGUCCUAUUGAAUUUAUCUGGUAGUACUACAGCUAACUUCCUGGAAAGAGAGGCUAAAUGUACAUAUGAAGUGAGUGGAUGUCCCAAGAUUUAUAACCCUGUCUGUGGGACAGAUGGAGUUACUUAUUCUAAUGAAUGCGUGUUAUGUAUUGAAAAUAAGAAACACAAGAUUCCUGUCCUCAUUCAAAAAUCUGGGCCUUGCUGAGAACCAAGGUUCUGAAAUCCCAUAAGAACACUGUGAUGCGGUGGCUGGCCUGAUUGUUGAAUAAAAUGCAUCUAAACAC